Molecule: messenger RNA, 1212 nt
Organism: Marasmius oreades (fairy-ring Marasmius)
Lineage: Eukaryota; Fungi; Basidiomycota; Agaricomycetes; Agaricales; Marasmiaceae
Exons: 3
Coding region: 1-1212 (403 amino acids)
Source: RefSeq, a predicted model, not a curated record
AUGUCUCCUGGGCAAACUUCGGGCUGCAGUGCCUCCUUCCAUCGAAAUGUCCCCACCUCUCUCCAAGAUCACCAACUACCCGCUCCUGCGACAGCUCUCCUGAAGGGGAAGAAGAAAGAAUAUCUGCGGGGGGCUCUCUGUCAUCUAAUGACACAGGAGGGUGUUCCCACUGUUAUUCCAUCAUUGGGAGAGGGAAAAUUUCAGGAUUAUCUGUUGUUGUUCUCAGCACUCGGAAUCGUGGUGCAGCUUGUAGAUACUAUUGUCAAGAGACGAGAUUGCAUGGCUGAAGAAAAACAGACCAAUGACCUUCCCAUCAAGGCUGGCGUGCUCCUCACACUACAGGAAUGCAACGAUAUGGUUUCCUUGUAUGUGCUGUUAACCAAGCAUGGUCUCCUCCCCAAUGACCAUAGCCCACUGGCAGGCGAUUACAAAAAGCUGGAUGAACUGGAUGCAUAUCUCAAGUCUGUUGGAUGCCUUGACCCAAACUUUGCUCGAUGGGUCCCAAAAAUAUUCAAGCUAUUUCAAUGUACAGCAUUUCUAAUGAAUAUUUCAUACUCAAAAUGGCUGACCUGCAUCCUGUCUGCCAAUAUUGUCUUUUACCCUGUCCACAACCCCCCUCCCACAUGCUCGGCCACCAUCCUUACCCUAGUGGAUAUCAUGAGAUUGGUCAUCUCCCGCCAUACACCCCUUCCUGACAGCCUAUACGGGGAUCCAUUAAUAUCCAAGUUCAUUGACACUGUCCUACUACCUAGGCUCGCUGACACCGACACCAAGCACAACCGCCAUUUCACGAUUCAUGCAGAGAUUGCCCUUGCGCUUUAUCUCCAGCGCGGUGGUUUACUACAGUCUACCUACCCAUUUAUGGGGCUGUCCAAGCUAUCGUGUACGGUGUGCACUGAACUCAUGCCCCUUAUCACCUCUGGCCCAUAUUUUCUCUUGCCAAUGCACCCUCUCACCACCCAUUGCAAGACUUACCGGUCAUGGGUUUAUCCCAAUCAUAUUUCCAACCCUCAAAUCAAAGUCCAAUGUGUUAGUCAAUUUCAGAAGUUGCUCCUACGUGAAUUUGUUGAGUUUGCUGAAGGUCAAACAUCCGGUCAGUCAUCAGAUAGCACCAUUGAUCCACAAGGGCUAUCAUUCAAUGCAGAGGAUGCAGCCCAUUUUGAAGCACUCUGCCAACGGAGUCUAGAAUACAUGUUAAAACUUUCCGGUUGA